This is a messenger RNA of Pararge aegeria (speckled wood butterfly), 1514 nucleotides long. RefSeq lists its product as uncharacterized. Lineage: Eukaryota; Metazoa; Arthropoda; Insecta; Lepidoptera; Nymphalidae. The record is from RefSeq and is a predicted model, not a curated record. Bases 107 to 1342 code for a protein of 411 amino acids. The transcript has 9 exons.
GUUAACCUACCGUAAACUCACACCUGAUUUUAGCCACGUUUAUAACGAAUAAAGUUAAAUAAGUUUGAACAAGUUUUAUUGAUAAGAGAACCAUUAAAAGAUAUGAAUGAGGACCACUUCGCUCACUAUCGAGGUUUUGGUCCUGCUCUUCCUCACAUUGAUCCCGUGGCCAGGACCAUCGGUUUUCAAGAUCACCUGCUCUCGUGACAAUUCCAAAAUCGUAAGAAAAGUCAUACAAAACAAGUGGCUUCCAGUAUUAGAGAGAUUUCAGGUGAAACUGCCGUUGGAAUGCCCAUUUCACCCAGCGCGCGACAUUUUCGCACCACAGCACGCUGCCAAGUUACAGCACCGCUCUUCACAAUGGACUUGUGCCUUUUGCGGGAAGUCAUUUUACGAGGAGCGUCAUCUAGACACGCACUUCGACCAGCGACACAAGAACCAGAUUAACAAGGCUGAAGACGCAGUAUGUCUGGCGGACUACUGCGAUAUAAUGCGCUGCCAGGUGCUGGUGGCGCAUGGCCUUCUGAACGGAGGCAGCGGGCCCAGCACAGACAUCGAGCUUUGGCAGGACGUGGAAGCGGCAAAAAAAGCACUUGCGCCCGCUUCAAGCAGAAGCGUUGCGAGGGUUUCUUCGAAAAGGAGACAUCGCGCUCGACCACAAACUCCAGUACCCGCAGAGGAUUGUCCUAAGACUGAUUCCGAACCUGAUGAUACUGUGAAAUACGCAGAGACAGAUGAUAAAAAGAGAGAUGAAAGUGAAAAUGACGUGAACCAAACAGCAGAACUGUGUGACGCGGACACUGUGGAGUCGUCUUUACCUCCGGACAGCAGGCAGAGGCGACUCGCAGACCUUCAGGCUGAGCGCGCUGCUUGCGAUCCCUCACAUUUACAAGGACUCAAGGUUCGCUGUGAAAAAGUCGUACACUCCUGUAUAGCGACGUUGCUGUUGCACCUGACACAGCAUCAGUUCACGGAGCUAGAAGAUGAGAUGCAGCGCGCAGUAUGCUGGUACCUGAGCUGUGACCGCUACUGGGAGCACACGCCGCCGGCUGCGAGAGCGUUUCCCUGGCCUCUUUUACUAGCGCUUGCUACGGGCCUGGCUCUUGCCCUUUGUAUGUGCUAUUAUAUAAUAUGGAUCGUGUUCGAUUCAGAGGAAGGAAGCGUUGCGGGGAGCGGGUCUGUGUCAAUGACGUCACACUCCUCACCAGCGCGCGGUGAAAGAUUGGCGGCAGAUGACGCGCUCGACGACGAACAUGAUGACCACUACAUUUACGUCACAUACCCUCCCGACCUCAAGCGCCGCCUGCUCGAGAGCUGCUACAAUAGAACAACCCGACUUUGAAACAAACGUUCACCCCAUCGUGCAUGACUACUAGAUUAACGUUGAUUUAGAUGUAACCGAGACAGUCUGAUGUAGCCAAACGUACUCUUACAUACAGUCAGUGAUAAUAUUCUGUACCUUAUAUCAGUUGAAUAAUCGAAAAAAAUAAAUAGUUUAGAUUCAAAUUGCGACC